Molecule: messenger RNA, 5487 nt
Organism: Peromyscus californicus insignis
Lineage: Eukaryota; Metazoa; Chordata; Mammalia; Rodentia; Cricetidae
Gene: Map3k19
Product: mitogen-activated protein kinase kinase kinase 19
Exons: 14
Coding region: 283-4791 (1502 amino acids)
Biological process (GO): protein phosphorylation
Molecular function (GO): ATP binding; protein kinase activity; protein binding
Source: RefSeq, a predicted model, not a curated record
CUGAGCCAAAGGGUUUGUGCAUCCAGAACCAGUUUUAAAUAAUUUUUUUUUAUAAUAAAGUGUUUGAACUGUACAACACUGGAACAGAAUCAGGACAAAGGUCCUAAGUCUAUGCUGCUUUUCAACGGAAACCUAGCUGAACUGAGGGGUGAUGGCUGGUCCGGAAAUCAGAGCCAUGAAGAAGUAGGAUGAUUUGGGCUGCUACUGGUCUGGGUGCUCCUUCAAUUGCGUCCCUCAGCAAAACGCCCUCAGCACACUAGGUCGUUAUACGACACCAGCAAGAUGAACAAAAACAAACUGAUUCAUGAUUUCCUGGACGUGGUUUCCAGGGGUGAUGUGGAAUGCAUCUGUGGCCGUAUUCCUGAAGUCCAUUCAGUCCUCGGGAACCUUGACUUUCAGCACCCACAGACUGGAAAUACACCCCUCAUUACUGCGGCAGAGGAAAAUCUAUCAGAGGUUGUUGAGAUUCUUCUGGAGAAGGGAGCGGAUAUCACCCUCUGUAAUUACAGCAAUCAAACUGCGGUCCAUGUGGCUAAUGGUGGCAUCCGGAGACAGCUAUUGGCCGGCAAGAGAAUCCAAGCUCCCCAAAUGCAGCUUCUAAGAAGUUCGUGGCAAGGCGAUCUUGAGCAGCUUCGACACUUGCUGGCAUCCGAAGAGUUCCUGGAUAUAAACUUCCCAAACCUGCAUGGCCUGACCCCUCUGAUGCUGGCUGUGAGAGAUGUGGACCUAUUUGAGAGUCUGGAUGUAUUAACAGUCUACAAGCCUGCCGAAGUUCUAGCCGAGCUCCUCAGGCAUCACGCAGAUCCUAAGCUUUGUGACUUCAGUGGCAAGUCCGCAAUACAUUAUGUGUCACAAAUUGAAAGUUGGAGGAAGCCGCAGUUAUUGGACAUCCUGAUGAAUUCUAUGCCCAAACCAGAAAGACAUGCGGAGUCACUACUUGACAUUGGUCAUGAGACAAGCUCUUCUCCAGUGGAUAUGACAGUUUCCAAAACUGAAAACAUCAUCUUGCAGAGUGUCAGCAGCAGUGAGGACUUUGGCCUUGAGGAUGACUACAGCCUGUCAAUACCGGAUGGUGAAGAAGGAGCUCCCAGGGGUGAAGACUGGCCAUGCAGGACAGAAGGUGUCGAGAUUAUAGUGACAUUUCCACCAGAUCCUCCCCAAGAAACCAGCCAAGAAGAUUUGAAAGAAAUCAAUCAGGUGACAUCAUCGCAUCAGGAGUGGGGACAGGUGCACCCUGUCUCUCCACCGGAUGCAGUGGAGAUGGUGGGCCUCCUUCUGAAGAGGGAAGGAAGUUCUGAGGAGCUCCGUGGCGCAGAUGUGGCCCUCUUACCAUCAAGACCUGGCUUAGAUCCAGGUACUGCUACGUCUGCAGCCAGGGAGGAGGUUCCCCAUGACCUGAGAGUGCAGCAAAGGAUAUCUGAAGAAUUUCCUACUUCUGACAUGAGAUACAGUAGCCGAAGAAUCGAGAUUCCUCUGCCACCACCAUCAUUCUUGCCCAUGAGGUCUUGUGUCCUCGAUAUGGAAAAAAGUCACAAGUUCCCAAGACACAGGGAGAGAAAAGUCCUAAGCCUCAUCCCCUCGGGACCUAAGCACUUGGAGCCUCUUAGUCAAUCAGCUGAGUUUAGUUCAUCAAAGAACCAUCCGGGAGUCACAUGGAAAGGACCAGCGGAACAGACCCUCAGGGCUUCUGACAGUGCCAUUUGGUCUAGAAACAUGUGCUCUUUCCAGAAGGUGGACCAUCCCAGAAGACAGGGGGGAGUGGCGGAGAGCUGGCGAUCCCAGGAAAUGGAAGGAUGGGACAAAACUGGAACCUCUGGCUUUGAAGAAGGGCCAUCUGUGGUUUCCUGUGAGAGUGUCAAGGAAGGCAACAUUCCCACAGAGAGGGAAAGGGGCAGUGAGUGCCAGAGAAAAGGGGGGGAGAACUCCCAGUACCUUUCAUUAAGAAAAAAAGAGGGUUCGACCGUCAGAGUAUGUGGGGAACGAGAUCCUGAAGUUGUGCACACCACGCUCGGCAAGCUCCAGGAAGCCUCGGAUGCAGACAUGACCCCAGCUGAGGAAAAAGAGAUCAGAAAUGAGAAAGUUCCCGAUUCCAAAAGCAAUUCUUUACCCAGAGCUGGAGCAAUGGGACCGCACACUGUGUUAGAAGAGCUCAGCCUUCUUAAGAACGCCUCCAGUGUGGACUCGGAUGGCUCCACUGGAGAGCUCCCAGAAAGUGAGAGAGACACAGAACAGAACAAAAACCUAUCACUAGAGGAAUCAACCAUACCAGAAAUGAAUGGAAUGGUGCCUCUGACCCAAAUCACAUUCCCUGGAGAAGGAACACCCAAGGAGCCAGCCACAGUCAAAGCCAGCCUCCAAAGGAGGAAGCCCUUGGUGCAGAACAGCAGCAGCCUCAACAUGCUCGCUCAACAAGAACAGGACCAACUCCAGGCAAAUACUCAUAGAGCCAAGUUGGAUUCAAGGAUCAAGGCGAGAAACAGACCGCCUCCUAAUCUCACGGUUUCUAUUCAAGCUUCCACUCAACCCAACAGACAUAAAAGCAGCAUAAAAACUCAAGUUUUCCCUGCUUUGGAACUCAUGGACCCCAGACCUCAUCCAUCCCCCAAGUUUCAAAGGAGAGCGCCUCUGACAGAAAAGAAGAACUCAGUGCAUCAGACCCAGAAACCUAAAAAGCAAGCAUUUCCUCGAAUCUGUAAAAAUUCAGGGAUAAAAAAGCCAUGUGUUCCCCUCUCGGUUGAAGCAACAGGUCCAAGACUGCAUUUCCUGGACUUGAAGUAUAGUGACAUGUUCAAAGAAAUCAAUUCCACCUCCAACGGACCAGGGAUCUACGAGAUGUUUGGGACUCCUAUUUACAGCCACAUUCGAGAGGCAGAAAGGCAUGAACACAGACAUCACCGUGAAAUAUGCACAGCUCCCCUGGGCCGAUGCGUCACCAGCAAAUGUCAGUCUUCCCAAAGCGACAGAAGCAGCAAUAGCCGAGCAAGACUUCUUCAGAAGAGACCACAUGUUAAACCCCCAAAGCCUUCACUUGGGCUCAAGCAAAAGCACAGAGGGUUAAUUUCCAAAGCAAAGGGUUGCAAGGCUAUGGGUAGCCACACGGAGGAUGGUGUUUCAGAACCAGAUUGGCAGAUGAGAUCUUCAGGAAACGGUUUUCUGUCUCCCAAGGAUGAAGUUCAGCUCACGAACUUGACACUGAUCCCUGAGCAAUCCCCCAAACAGAAAGAAACCCCUCCUGUCUCCGAUCUAUCCAUUGUUGAAGAAGAAAUCUUCACGGAGGAGUGUGUGGAUGACAGUGACGUACUAACCCAAAGCCUUGGAGAUCUGAAAGACCUUGAAGAGCUGUACCACCAGACCCUGCUCGUCCCUUCAGAAGACAGCUGGGCUGUGCUCAGCAACAAGGCUUCAGGCAAGCAUCACGUGUCACCAGAAAAGCCGGAUGGAGAACCUCUUGACAAAGUAAAUGCUGGCCAGAUGUCCAUGGACUACCUAGAAUUUGAUAGCCUUUCAGAUAAGUCUAAAACACUUGUGAGCUUUUCAAGUUUCUCUUUCCAUGAGAACCCAGAAAGCGUACCUUCCCCGACAGAACAACACUGGACACGUUCUUUGGAUCAGGAUAGCCUAGAAAACAACUCUGUCACAUAUGGAACAUUUGGAAAGAUUUCCCAAGAAAUCUUAGACCCGGGAAAGAAGGAAGAAUUGACGGACGAGUUGCUAGGCUGUCUAGUUGAAGAACUAUUAGCACUUGAUGAGACAGAUAACAGCUCUUGCCAAAUAAUGACAAACGAGGCAGAUGCCGAAAACCUGAACCUUGUCUUCAGCAGGAGAGGCAAUACCAUCGAAGAACUGGACAGAGAGACUACAAAUGUCAAACUACAGAGGUGUAUUAAUGGAUUCAGGAUAUAUGAUAAGGAGGAAAACUUUCUUAACUCAAAUGAAAAGAAGACACUUUCUGACAAGAGUCUAAAACAUGAAGAGGCUAUAUUCUGGACCAAGGGUGAGAUCCUUGGGAGAGGAGCAUAUGGCACAGUUUACUGCGGGCUUACCAGCCUAGGGCAGCUCAUAGCCGUAAAGCAGGUGGCCUUGGACACUUCUGACAAAUUGGCUACUGAGAAAGAGUACCGGAAACUGCAGGAGGAAGUGGAUUUGCUGAAGGCACUGAAGCAUGUAAACAUUGUGGCUUAUCUAGGGACAUGCCUGGAGGAGAACACGCUGAGCAUCUUCAUGGAAUUUGUUCCUGGUGGCUCCAUCUCUAGUAUUAUAAACCGCUUCGGGCCCCUGCCUGAGACGGUGUUCUGUAAAUACACAAGGCAGAUCCUGCAAGGUGUAGCUUACCUCCACGAGAACUGUGUGGUCCACCGAGACAUCAAAGGAAACAAUGUCAUGCUCAUGCCAACUGGAACAAUAAAGCUGAUUGACUUCGGCUGUGCCAAGCGUUUGGCCUGGGCAGGCUUAAACGGUACCCACAGUGACAUGCUGAAGUCCAUGCGUGGGACGCCAUACUGGAUGGCCCCUGAGGUCAUCAAUGAGUCUGGCUAUGGAAGGAAAUCAGACAUAUGGAGCAUCGGCUGUACCGUGUUUGAGAUGGCCACUGGGAAGCCUCCUCUGGCUUCCAUGGAUAGGAUGGCAGCCAUGUUUUACAUUGGAGCCCACAGAGGCCUAAUGCCUCCUCUACCUGACCGAUUCUCAGAAUCCGCUGCAGACUUUGUGCGCCUGUGCCUGACCAGGGACCAGCACGAGAGACCUUCUGCUCUCCAGCUCUUGAAGCACUCCUUCCUGAAGAGAAGCCAGUGAACAUGCCCCAACUUCCCGCUCUAGACCCCACCCCCACUCCCGGCUCUGCUGUGGGGAAUGAUGGUUAAGGGACUUAUUUUCCUGUUGUAAAUUCAACCUAGCCCAAUUUAACCAGAUCCUGCAGCAUUAUUGGAAAGUUUUAGUUACAUACUGACCUUAAACUUCAGGCAUGACUGUCUGUGUGCAUGAGAAGAAAAUUUUCAUAAUAAUAAUUUUUUAAAAACCCACCCAAACCCCCAUUCCAGUGUUUACAAUUUGGAUCGCCCAAGAGCUGUCUCUACUGCUUUAUAUACUUCUUUUAAUUUUUUUCAAGACAGGGUCUCACCACAUAGCCCUGGUUGUCCUGAACUCACUCUGUAGACCAGGAUGGCAUCAAACUCACAGAGAUCUGCCUGCCUCUACCUUGGAGUGCUGAGAUUAAAGGCGUGUGCCACCACACCUGGCUUACUUCCUUUAAAUGGUUUAAAAUAAAUCACACACAAUUUGCCUGAUAAUUUGCUUAUUUAUUUGUGUGUGUGUGUGUGUGUGUGUGUGUGUGUGUAAAUCAGAGGUUGACAUUUGGUGUCUUUCUCUGUUGCUGUCUCCUUUGUUUUUUGAGGCAGGGUCUCUCACUGUACCUGGAGCUCACCCAUUGGCUAGGCUAGUUGGCUCACCAGCCCCAGGGGGCCUCUGGUCUCCACCUUUAUUGAGUUUUUU